CGCGUGGCGGUGCUGUGCGGCGGGCGGCGGCGGGCGUGCUCUGCCGGGCUGCGUCCGUGCCCGCCGCCUCCGCAUCCCUCCCUCCCUCCAUCCCUCCAUCCAUCUGUCCAUCCAUCCAUCCAUCCAUCCCUGCUUCCCUCCGUCCCUCCCUGCCUCUGCCCGCUGCCUCCUGCCCGCCCGCCAGGCGUGGGAACUCCAUGGGAGAGACGGGCGCCGGGCGAGGCGCGGGACGCGCUCUGGGCGCGCUCCUGCCGCGCCCCGCCGCCCGCCGCCUCCCCGAGGGCCGCCCGCGCCCCGCCGCCCCCGGCCCCGCCGUCGGUGCCAUGAAGCGGGCGCACCCCGAGUACAGCUCGUCGGACAGCGAGGAGCUGGAUGAGGCCGUCGAGGUGGAGAAGGAGAGCGCGGACGAGAAUGGGAACCUCAGCUCGGCCGCGGGCUCCAUGUCUCCCUCCACCACCUCGCAGAUCCUGGCCAGGAAGAGGCGCCGAGGGAUCAUCGAGAAGCGCCGCCGCGACCGCAUCAACAACAGCCUGUCCGAGCUGAGGAGGCUGGUGCCCAGCGCCUUUGAGAAGCAGGGAUCAGCCAAGCUGGAAAAAGCAGAGAUUCUGCAGAUGACUGUCGAUCACCUGAAAAUGCUGCAUACAGCAGGAGGGAAAGGUUAUUUUGAUGCUCACGCUUUGGCUAUGGACUACCGGAGUCUCGGGUUUCGAGAGUGCCUGGCUGAGGUUGCUCGAUACCUGAGUAUCAUAGAGGGUCUGGAUGCCUCUGACCCCCUGCGGGUGCGGCUCGUGUCUCAUCUCAACAACUACGCCUCUCAGCGGGAGGCGGCGAGCAGUGCUCACGCCGGCAUUGGACACAUUCCUUGGGGCAGCGCCUUUGGACAUCACCCUCACUUACCUCACCCGUUGCUGCUGGCUCAAAACGGGCACGGUAACACCAGUACUACAGGAUCUCCCACAGAACCACAUCACCAGACCAGAAUUGCUGCCCCACAUGCUGAAACUCCCUCACUCAGAGUGCCCCCAAAUGGCAGCGUCGGACCAGUGCUCCCCGUGGUCACAUCUACCACCAAACUGUCUCCUCCUCUUCUCUCCUCCAUGGCAUCUUUGUCUGCGUUCCCCUUCUCGUUUGGCUCCUUUCAUCUGCUGUCCCCCAACGUGCUGAGCCCAUCGACACCAACGCAGUCAGCGGCGCUCAGCAAACCCUACAGACCCUGGGGGACUGAGAUUGGCGCCUUCUGAGGGCUGACUCUUGAGCAAGGGUGGGAAAGCCUAUAGACCUAGCUGAGCUGGGUUGUGCCACCCUUACAGUUGAAGUUCUUAGUAACUGGGACAAAGGUACAGCUUCACCUUAACUGAGUUUGUCUAAAAACUGUCUCAUUGGAUUUUUCUUUUUGUUUUCUACAUUUUUGUAUUAACAGGUUGUUUGUUUGGUUUUUUUUUUUGAUAGUUGCUGAAGUUGUCCAAAAAUAAAAUUACAAUAGUGGUUUGAUAACAUUUGUGUUAGAUCUCUGCUGGGCAUUUCAGUCACUUUUGUAAACAGUUUGUUUCAAAUGUUUCAUUUUUCCUGAGUACAUCAGACUGGCUUUUUAUGAAGAGAUACCACCUAUUAUUGUUAGCGAUGACUUAGUUUUGUUACUAAUUUUUCCAAGAUCAUUCUUCUCAGAAUUUACAAGCUGUGUUUUUGUUAGUAUUUUGACACUGAGAUGUUCUAUAAAGAAUUACUCUUUUUGUAAACUAUAUUUGAGUCGUAUAUUUCUGAGCAAAGCGUUGACAAAUCAGAUGGACCUGCUUGACCAGCUUUAUCUAAGAGCCCAAUUCCUCUUUCUUCUGAAGCCAUUUGGUAUAUUUGACAAUCUUACUCUAGUCCCUAGUAGAUAUUUACUCACUUCUUAGAACCAUUACACUAUUUCUUCCAUCAAAAGGAGCAGUGUGAGUGGGGAGGGCACAAAAGUCAAAUUGCAUGCUGUAUUGGUGGUGGGUUUGGGAAUUAAAGUUGUCACCUGCAGUAAUCUCCCAGCCAGUCACAUGCAUCUUCAUUCCAUAGGGCCAGAUCCUGCUUUGAGUUACAGUGGAGUAAUUGUUCUGCUAGCCUGAAUUCUUGGGUAUCUGAGGUCAGACUCUUCUCUGUCAGCUUCAUAUUUUCAUCUGAAACAGUUGAUGCUGGUAUUUAAGUAGCCAGUGGAAUGGUACAGUGGGAACCUGUUCAGUGCACAGCCUUGUUUAACAGAUGCAUCCUAAGCAGGUGAUGUUUCCAUUGUGCUUUAGGUGCAGUUAAGUGCCACUCUUCAUUUUUUAAGGGUUCUGCUGUGUUCUCGUGUGCCUGAGAGUGUGUGCAUGUACAUAUAUUUUGCUUGAUUUCAUGAGAAUCUUGAUCUGAACAGGUUUAUUGAGUGAGUUCCACUGGAAGGGGUUCGCCUGCUCUUGUAUCUGUGUUGUGGCUAAAUAAAGGAGAAAGAACAAAGUAUUUUAAAU
This is a messenger RNA of Zonotrichia leucophrys gambelii, 2474 nucleotides long. RefSeq names its product hes related family bHLH transcription factor with YRPW motif 1 (gene HEY1). The record is from RefSeq and is a predicted model, not a curated record. The transcript has 5 exons. Gene Ontology annotation, cellular component: nucleus. Bases 198 to 1241 code for a protein of 347 amino acids. Lineage: Eukaryota; Metazoa; Chordata; Aves; Passeriformes; Passerellidae. Gene Ontology annotation, molecular function: DNA-binding transcription factor activity, RNA polymerase II-specific; protein dimerization activity; RNA polymerase II cis-regulatory region sequence-specific DNA binding. Gene Ontology annotation, biological process: Notch signaling pathway; regulation of transcription by RNA polymerase II; circulatory system development.